This is a messenger RNA of Cyanistes caeruleus (blue tit), 1567 nucleotides long. NCBI's taxonomy places the organism in Eukaryota, Metazoa, Chordata, Aves, Passeriformes, Paridae. The record is from RefSeq and is a predicted model, not a curated record.
CUUGUUCCCUCUCUUCCCACAGAAAAUCACAGCACCUCUUAUCUAUGCUGUUUGCAUUGCUGCCAUCGGAUCUCUCCAGUUUGGGUACAACACUGGUGUAAUUAAUGCACCUGAGAAGAUCAUUCGGAAGUUUUUCAACAAAACCCUGUCAGAAAGGAGUGGGAGUGCUGUCUCCCAAGAACUGCUCACCUCUCUAUGGUCACUUUCUGUGGCCAUCUUCUCAGUAGGAGGCAUGAUUGGCUCCUUCUCAGUCAGUCUGUUUGUAAACAGAUUUGGCAGGAGGAACUCCAUGCUGUUGGUGAAUGUCUUGGCCUUUACUGGUGGCCUUCUCAUGGCCUUCUCUAAGGCAGCAAAGGCAGUGGAGAUGUUGAUUAUCGGCCGCUUCGUUAUUGGUACCUUCUGUGGCCUCUGCACCGGUUUUGUACCCAUGUACAUCAGUGAGGUCUCGCCCACCAGCGUCCGCGGAGCCUUCGGCACCCUCAACCAGCUGGGCAUUGUUGUGGGCAUCCUGGUGGCUCAGAUCUUUGGGCUGGAGGCAAUCAUGGGCACUGAAGGACUUUGGCCGAUGCUUUUGGGGUUCACAGUCCUCCCAGCAAUUGUGCAGUGCAUAGGUCUGUUAUUCUGCCCUGAAAGCCCCCGUUUCCUAUUGAUCAACAAGAUGGAGGAGGAGAAAGCCGAAGCAGUUCUCCAGAAGCUCCGUGGAGAUCGAGAUGUGUCUCAAGACAUCCAGGAGAUGAAAGAAGAAAGUGCUAAAAUGUCCCAAGAAAAGAAGGCAACUGUGCCAGAGCUCUUCCGCUCUCCAAACUACCGUCAAGCCAUUAUCAUUGCCAUCAUGCUGCAACUCUCCCAGCAACUCUCAGGAAUCAAUGCUGUAUUCUAUUAUUCUACAGGGAUUUUUGAAAGAGCUGGUAUCACACAGCCUGUCUAUGCCACCAUUGGGGCUGGCGUGGUAAACACAGUCUUCACUGUGGUGUCGCUGUUCCUGGUGGAGCGUGCAGGGCGCCGGACUCUCCAUUUAAUUGGUUUGGCUGGCAUGGCUGUGUGUGCUGCUAUUAUGACUGUAGCUUUAGCUCUAAAGGACAUUGUGGACUGGAUCAGAUACAUCAGCAUUGUUGCCACUUUUGGCUUUGUGGCUCUCUUUGAGAUUGGCCCUGGCCCUAUCCCUUGGUUCAUUGUGGCAGAACUCUUCAGCCAGGGCCCACGACCUGCAGCCAUGGCAGUGGCUGGUUGUUCCAAUUGGACCUCUAAUUUCUUGGUGGGAAUGCUCUUCCCCUAUGCAGAGAAACUAUGUGGCUCCUAUGUCUUCCUCAUCUUCCUUGUUUUCCUGGUCAUCUUCUUUGUCUUCACCUUCUUCAAAGUGCCAGAGACCAAGGGCAGGACUUUUGAAGACAUCUCCAGGGGCUUUGAAGGACGAGGAAACGCUGCCUCAUCACCCCAGAAGACGCCCAUGGUGGAGCUGAACAGCAAAUAAGCUGGCAAAACAGCUGCCUAAGAUCCGUGACACACCCAUUCUUUAACUCGUUCAUGCUUAAAGAGUCAUUAAAGGAAUGAGCAAAGAAAACCAUGA